AUGUCUCUUAGAAUAAAAGCGCUAGAUGCAUCAGUGGUCAAUAAAAUCGCUGCGGGUGAGAUUAUAAUAUCCCCUGUAAAUGCACUUAAGGAAAUGAUGGAAAAUUCCAUCGAUGCGAACGCGACGAUGAUUGAUAUUCUAGUCAAGGAAGGGGGGAUCAAGGUUCUUCAAAUAACAGACAAUGGUUCUGGGAUUAAUAAAUCAGAUCUGCCAAUCUUAUGUGAGCGGUUCACAACGUCCAAAUUACAAAAAUUCGAAGAUUUGAGUCAGAUUCAAACAUAUGGAUUUCGAGGGGAAGCUUUAGCCAGUAUCUCUCAUGUGGCAAGGGUCACAGUAACAACAAAAGUCAAAGAAGACAGAUGUGCAUGGAGAGUUUCUUAUGCUGAAGGCAAGAUGUUGGAAACUCCCAAACCUGUUGCCGGAAAAGACGGUACCACGAUCCUUGUUGAAGAUCUUUUUUUUAAUAUUCCUUCCAGGUUAAGGGCCCUGAGAUCCCAUAAUGAUGAAUAUUCUAAAAUAUUAGAUGUAGUUGGGCGAUAUGCUAUUCAUUCCAAAGGUAUUGGUUUUUCUUGUAAAAAGUUCGGAGACUCUAAUUAUUCUUUAGCGGUUAAACCUUCAUACAUAGUCCAGGAUAGGAUUAGAACUGUAUUCAAUAAAUCUGUGGCUUCUAAUUUAAUAUCUUUCCAUAUCAGCAAAGUAGAAGAUUUAAAUCUGGAGAGCGUUGACGGAAAGGUGUGUAAUUUGAACUUCAUAUCCAAAAAGUCCAUUUCACCAAUUUUCUUCAUCAAUAAUAGACUAGUGACGUGCGACCCCUUAAGAAGAGCUCUUAACAGCGUUUACUCUAAUUAUCUCCCAAAAGGCAACCGACCUUUUAUUUAUUUGGGGAUUAUAAUAGAUUCAGCCGCUGUGGAUGUUAACGUUCACCCAACAAAGAGAGAGGUUCGUUUCUUGAGCCAAGAUGAGAUCAUAGAGAAAAUUGCCAAUCAGUUGCAUGCCGAAUUAUCCGCCAUUGAUACUUCACGUACUUUCAAAGCUUCAUCAAUCUCAACAAGUCAGCCAGGAUCGUUAAUAUCAUCAAAUAAUACUAUAGAGAAUGGAGAGGAGAGGAAGACUCUCCGACAGGCCCAAGUAGUAGAAAAUUCAUACGCGAUAACCAAUAAUCAACUGGGGAGAGCGAAAAGACAAGAAAAUAAAUUAGUUAGAACAGAUGCUUCACAGGCCAAGAUUACGUCGUUUUUAUCCUCAAGUCAACAGUUCAACUUUAACGGGUCGUCUAUGAGGCGGCAACUGAGCCAAUCUAAGUUAAAAAGUGUGAGCCGCUCCCAAGAGAGAGAACAGUUAACACUAAAAGAAAGCGAACAAUUGCGUGAUGCUAAUUCAAGUAGUGAUAAUGAGUUGAAGGAUCAACCUAGGAAGAGACAAAAGCUAGGGGAUUAUAAAAUCCCCUGUAUUAUUGAUGGCGAAAAGAAUACGCUCCCAGUUUCAAAAGAUGGGUAUACCAGAGUUCCUAAAGAGCGAGUUAAUGUGAAUCUUACGAGUAUUAAGAAAAUGCGGGAAAAAGUAGAUGAUUCAAUACAUCGAGAACUAACAGACAUUUUUGCAAAUUUGAAUUAUGUUGGGGUUGUAGAUGAGGAAAGAAGAUUAGCCGCCAUUCAGCAUGACUUAAAGCUCUUUUUAAUAGAUUACGGAUCUGUGUGCUAUGAACUAUUCUAUCAGAUCGGAUUGACAGACUUCGCAAACUUUGGUAAGAUUAACCUACAGAGUACAGAUGUGUCAGAUGAUAUAGUUUUAUAUAACCUCCUGUCAGAAUUUGAGGAAUUAAAUGACGAUACCUCAAAAGAAAAAAUAAUCAGUAAAAUAUGGGACAUGAGCAGCAUGCUGGAUGAGUACUUUUCCAUAGAAUUGGUAAAUGAUAGUCCAGAUAACGACUUGAAGUCUGUGAAGCUGAAAUCUUUACCUUUACUUUUAAAGGGCUACAUUCCAUCUUUGACCAAAUUACCAUUUUUUAUUUAUCGCUUGGGUAAAGAAGUUAAUUGGGGGGAUGAACAAGAGUGCCUAGACAGUAUUUUAAGAGAGAUUGCAUUGCUUUAUAUACCGGAUAUGGUUCCUAAAGUGGAUACGUCUGAUAUGUCCUUGUCAGAAGAUGAAAAGACCCAGUUUAUAGAUAGAAAGGAACAUAUAUCCUCAUUACUGGAACACGUUCUCUUUCCUUGUAUUAAACGAAGGUUUCUGGCGCCUAGACACAUUCUCAAGGACGUUGUGGAAAUAGCUAACCUUCCAGGCCUAUACAAAGUUUUUGAGAGAUGCUAG
Messenger RNA from Saccharomyces paradoxus, 2310 nucleotides. It is a transcript of the gene MLH1, whose product is annotated as mismatch repair ATPase MLH1. The record is from RefSeq and is a predicted model, not a curated record. Gene Ontology annotation, biological process: mismatch repair. Lineage: Eukaryota; Fungi; Ascomycota; Saccharomycetes; Saccharomycetales; Saccharomycetaceae. Gene Ontology annotation, molecular function: ATP binding; mismatched DNA binding; ATP-dependent DNA damage sensor activity. The transcript has a single exon. Gene Ontology annotation, cellular component: MutLalpha complex. Bases 1 to 2310 code for a protein of 769 amino acids.